Messenger RNA from Boleophthalmus pectinirostris (great blue-spotted mudskipper), 919 nucleotides. It is a transcript of the gene cavin1a, whose product is annotated as caveolae associated protein 1a. Gene Ontology annotation, molecular function: rRNA primary transcript binding. Gene Ontology annotation, cellular component: caveola; cytoplasm. Lineage: Eukaryota; Metazoa; Chordata; Actinopteri; Gobiiformes; Gobiidae. The record is from RefSeq and is a predicted model, not a curated record. Gene Ontology annotation, biological process: termination of RNA polymerase I transcription; transcription initiation at RNA polymerase I promoter.
GGCAGAGCUGUGGGUGCGUUUCCACAGAGCACAGAGGCAUUUCAGCUGUGAGGCCCCACUCCCUUCAGCUGGCUGGCAUCCCGCGACACAGGCAGCUCAUUGAAACAUGGCGGACGCAGGUGUGAAGAAGGUUCAGGAGGAUCUUUCCUACGAUGACAAUGACAGUGACAAGGUCGCUCUGGUCUCUGCUGCUUCCGCCCCAGCAGUUGACGACCACUCAGGGCAAAACUCCAAAGAUUCAACCCUUCAGCGCGUCGACGGGGGCAAAACCGAAGCGCAGAUGAACGGUCAGAUGGUCCUCUCCCUUCUGGACAAGAUCAUCGGUGUUGUGGAUCAAAUUCAGCAAACCCAGAAUGGUCUGGAGGCGAGGCAGGAGGCCAUGGAGAAGUCAGUGUCCACCAUUCAAGGAGAGCUGUCCAAACUGUCCAAAAACCAGCUGGGCACCGCGGGGACAGUCAACAAAAUGCUGGACAAGGUUCGAAAGGUCAGCGUGAAUGUGAAGACGGUGAGGAACAACCUGGAGAAGCAGGCGGGUCAGAUCAAGAAGCUGGAGAACAACGAGAACGAGCUGCUCAAGAGACAAUUCAAAGUGCUCAUCUACCAGUCUACAGACCUUUUUCACAAUGGCCAGAAGUGCCAUGCUGUAGGGUUGAGGAACUUUUGGUUAAUGGUUUUCUAUGGCAAAGUAUCUGUGGAAAUGUCUCGUGUAUUCUCCUCCAGCUUCACCAAAUCUUCAACCAACAAGGUCCACAAAGGAUAUAAAGUCUUUCAUGAAAAAUGUGUCCACAACUAUCAAGAGUUUCGUGAGAGCGUGUGGCUGGCAGGUUGGACUCCCCCUCCCGGGUCUCCACACUCGGACAUGUUACACUAUCGGCAUGUAGCAGAAAUCCAAGCACAGACACAAGGCCCAGGGCCCUGA